AUGUUGUCUCUUCCACAAUCGGAUCAUGUCGUGCGAGUCAAAAUGCUCGACACAACAACCUACCUGACCGGAAUAGCCAAGGUCUUUGUUGAACCUGUCGUCGCUGGCCACGAGACUUUCAACUUCAAUGAUUUAGCAUUCCUCAUUGAAAACAAACGAAGUGGGAAGAAAGUCAUGUUUGAUCUCGGUACACGCAAGGAUUACUGGAAUCUCGCGCCAGCAGUGCACCGGGUGUUUGGACUGGACGGUGCCAUGACGGGAGUCAAAGUCGAUAAAGAUGUUGCUCAAAUUCUUGUUGAGGGAGAAGUCAGUCUUGAUGAAAUCGCUAAUAUGAGGAAUCGAGUUGCAGAUUCGUGUAUCUGGUCCCAUUACCAUUAUGAUCACUGUGGUGACAUGUCUCCCUUUCCCCCAACGACUUCCAUCACCGUUGGAGCGGGUUUCAUGAAAGCAGGCUUCCUCCCUGGCUACCCCGAGAACCCAGUUUCUCCCGUUCUAGCCUCAGAUUUUGAAAAUAGAGAACUUAUCGAGGUGAACUUUGAGAACGGCCUGGAAAUCGGAGGCUUCAAAGCUCAUGACUACUUUGGAGAUGGUUCACUCUACCUGCUUGACUCUCCUGGCCACUGUGCAGGCCACAUCUCUGCCUUAGCCCGCACCACCCCGUCUUCGGUAGAAGGAGGCGCCUCCUUUGUGUUCUUGGGGGGAGAUAUCUGCCGCUUUGCGGGUGAUUUCAGGCCCUCGCCUGAAAGACCAUUGCCGGAUCCUGUUCCUGAAUUUGCCCUUGCUAGACGCCAUGCUCCUAUUACAUGCCCAUGCUCCCUUACCAGACAACACCCUAAUGCGGAUGAUGAGCUAGCGGGACGCACAACGCCUUGGUAUAAGAUGGCUAGCGAGUUUCCAACUGCUUAUCAUGACAUUGACGAGGCGCGUACAUCGGUAUCUAAGAUGCAGGCUUUGGACCAGAAUGACGAUAUUUUGGUUUGUUUGGCACAUGACGCUGUUCUGCUUGAUGUCAUGCCGAUAUUUAACGUGAGCCCCAACGAGGAUAUCAAUGGAUGGAGAGAAAGAGGCUUGAAGGAUAAAUGUCACUGGGGUUGGCUGAGUGAGGUUCCUAUUGAUGGAAGGCUGGCACAGACUCCUUUGGUCGAGGGAUUCUGGAGAGAUGGUAAGCUAUGGGAUUAUAUGUCAUUCAAGAAGACCCUGGCAAUACCUCCUAUGUGA
Molecule: messenger RNA, 1218 nt
Organism: Penicillium vulpinum
Lineage: Eukaryota; Fungi; Ascomycota; Eurotiomycetes; Eurotiales; Aspergillaceae
Product: MBL fold metallo-hydrolase
Exons: 2
Coding region: 1-1218 (405 amino acids)
Source: RefSeq, a predicted model, not a curated record